GUGGGCGGGGCCCCAGUUCAUUCAUAAAUCCUCGGCUCUUUUAAAUCAAAAUUAAGGUGCCGCGAGCCGGAAGGGGACACCCCAAAACACAUUUUUUUUUUAAAAAAGAGCGAAGAUCUCCGGAGCUCCUGCCUUUUAAUAUAUAUAUCUAUAUAUCUAAAUAUCUAAAUAUCUAUCUUCUCCUUUUCCCAUGGAGCGCGUGAACUCCACCUAGGAGGAGGACGACCAUCCAGGCAGCGGCAGACAAUGAGCAAUGAUUUGAAUCCAUGGGAGAACGCGACUGAAGGGGUGACGACAGUGCCCAGUGAGGUGACGUCCCAGGAUGGGUAUGUGCUUCUUCUGGUACUGCUGUCCAUCUUUAUCGGGGGCACCCUGGUCCUUCUCUUUGGCAUCCUGAUCAUCUGCCGGAGCUGCUGCGAGACAGAUCGUCGGCGCUCCAGAGCCAACGAUGAUCCGGAGAAAACAAACACGACCUACCUGGAUGACUCGCAGCCAGCUCAAGACAUCACCAUUAAGGUAGAAGACCCCGACUGUAUGUCAAGCUCCAGCUAUCGGGAUGGGGAAAGCGAGCGCUUCCUGUCCUCGGGAAGUGCCACCGGGCGGCGGGUCUCCUUCAACGAAGCGGCCCUUUUUGAGCAGAGCAAGAAGACCCAGGAGAAGGGCAGGAGGUACACGUUGACCGAGGGGGACUUCCACCACCUCAAGAAUGCCCGCCUCAGCCACCUGCCCCUGCCCCCUUCAGCUGCCCUCAAAAUCGUCACCAUCCACGAGUGCGAAUCCAACGAGAACAACAUUGCCAUGACGCCUCGCCGCCCCCCAACCAAGCCCAGCCUUGCCAUCUUCCAGCCAAGAGGGGCCACUCUGCCUCAGACGGCUCUAACCAGCCACGCCAUGUGCCCCAGCUCUGCGUUGCCAGGGGACACCUACAACUCCAUCGUGGAGGCCAGCCCGUCCAUUUCCUCAGAUUCUGGGGAGGGGGCUUUGUCCGACAGCGCGGCCAGGAGUCCGAAGGGAACCAGAGCAGGCAGCGCCGCACCCAGGGAGCCUGCUCCCACCCCCGCACAGGGCACCGUGUUGCACUUCUUUACCCGCUUACGCCGCCAUGCCAGCUUGGAGGGGGCAAGCCCUUACUUCAGGAUCAAGAAGUGGAAGCUGGAAACCAGCCAGAGGGCCUCAAGUCUGGAUACACGAGGGUCCCCCAAACGCCACCAGUUCCAGCGUCAGAGGGCAGCUAGCGAAAGCAUGGACCAGGAGGAUCGAGACCCCCACCAGACGGACAUCAUCCAAUACAUUGCCCGGACGGAUGACGUGGCAUUUCGACCCGUGGCCGGGCCGUUCUUGCCAGCCCCGGCCAGCCCCACCCUCUCUCUCGGCAGGUUAGAACCAUCAGAGUCAAUUGGCCCCCCCUCUCCUGAGCCCCCACCAUUGGAUCAGCCACCCACCACCCCGCUUUACCAUGAUAUCUGGAGCCUCCGAGCGUCGCUAGAGAUGUAUGCUUCGUCCGAGCAGGGGAACGACCGGGACUCUGUACGCAGCGAUGGUGGGGACAGUGUCUCCUCCUCCUCUGGGGGUGGUCUGCCCAGCUUCCCUUCCUCCCUGGUGGACGAGGCUGAAGGACCAGACGACAAGCCGUGGGGGAAGCCCAAACAGGACAGCGUGGAGUCGGAGGCCGGGACACGCAAGUUGCUGCAGAUGGACAGCGGCUACGCCUCGAUCGAAGCCCCCAACAGCGGUCGUGCGGGCGAGGAUCAGACCGCCUCGGAGAAACGUCACUGCUUUACCAGCGCUGGCCGCAAAGCGACCAUCUUUGAGAGCUUUGAAGGACAGGAGCAGGAAGAGGAGGAGAGAGGCGCAGCCGGAGGAUUGACCCCACACAGCCCGCUAGUAUGGGCCCCCUAUGGGCAGAUGUUCCCCACGCGUGAGUCUUUGCCCCGCCGAGAUUACAGCAUAGACGAAAAGACCGACGCGCUCUUCAAUGCAUUUGUCCGUCACGACCCUCAGUUCGACGAGUCGCCCUUGCGGGCGAAGCACCGCUCCCGGACCCACCUGCGUAAACAGUGGCAGCGAACCAAGCAGUACAGCGAUCCUGGAGUCCGUUACCCGCCAGCCCUGGAGAGGCACCGUACGCCACUGCGCCGCGGCGACAGCGUCAACUACCCCCUGGACGGGCGAUACCACAGCACCCUGCCCCGCAUUGUCAGCACCGGCGACGAGGAGGUCGCGUCGCCCGUCCCAGAAGCCAGCGACAAAAUCCAGGUCAUUGAGGAAGAACCUCCGGAGGAGACCAAGGCGACCCCUGACCCUUACGGCCGCGACUGCCUCGGAGGUGGCGAGUGCCCGGGGUUAGGUGACCUCGGCACCGAGCUGAUGGACAAGAUUGCAGGGGGGCUGGAGCACAGGCUUUAUGGGCACUUCAAAAAACAGAGAGAGAGUCCGGAGUGCGUGGUGGUCGUGGCCAACACCUCCCCCGAUCACAGCCCCGAGUAGGUGGGGCGCUGCACACAGCUCAGGACGGGCAAGGUAGAUAUCUCUCUUGUUUCGGGCUGGCGGGGCUAAUGUAGAACUUGCCACUCAGCCAGGGCGCUGGGCACGGCAGGGGCGCGAGCGUAGGGGGUUACCUCAGCUGACAGCGAGCCAUAGCGUCCCUACGGUAGGUCCUGAUUCCACCAUGUUCUAGGUAGCUCGUAUCCGAUGAGGACACACCCCGUGUGGUUGAAGGUCUAGGCCGCUAGGCCGUCUUGUUGGAAGUCCCCAAGGGGUCCACUAACGAUGGUCCCCUCCAGGUGGGAGGUCCUGGCGGGAUAGACUCCACCUACAGCCGGUGCUACCCAAGAGCAUGAGGAACCUGUGGGAAGGCCAGGUUUAUCUUCUGUGAAUGAAGGUCAGGGGAGGAGGGCAGGAAUCUGCUUCGGGGGGCUGAGGCCUCUGCUCCCUUCUUGUUAGCGCCCGAGAGGGGGGGGUCCUCAGCCCCAUCAGUUCUCCCCUCUGCUGUGGGUUUGCCAAAGCAGGCGCGUCCGUUGCACAGCCGGGAAGUUAAGUUUUAAGGGACUUUUUCUUAGUAAUAAUAAAGAAGACCCCGAAAACCUAGCGGAGGCCCCAAUGUUUACCUCAUGACGUAAAAGCUGGUUGUAGCAGAUGUCAAGACCCCCUUUACCCUCACUCUCUUUCUCUCUCUCUCUCUCUGGUUUUUUGCAAGCAAUAACCAUGCCUUUGCUGCCCUCUGGCUGGCCAUCCUUGUGGGGGGUGGGAGACUGUAGAAGGGCCCCUUCCAGCUGGGACCAACUAAAGCAGCCCAAUGUAUUGUCGAAGGCUUUCAC
This is a messenger RNA of Sphaerodactylus townsendi, 3317 nucleotides long. It is a transcript of the gene CBARP, whose product is annotated as CACN subunit beta associated regulatory protein. The transcript has 10 exons. NCBI's taxonomy places the organism in Eukaryota, Metazoa, Chordata, Lepidosauria, Squamata, Sphaerodactylidae. Gene Ontology annotation, cellular component: secretory granule; plasma membrane. The record is from RefSeq and is a predicted model, not a curated record. Gene Ontology annotation, biological process: negative regulation of voltage-gated calcium channel activity; negative regulation of calcium ion-dependent exocytosis. Gene Ontology annotation, molecular function: transmembrane transporter binding. Bases 247 to 2487 code for a protein of 746 amino acids.